Molecule: messenger RNA, 2259 nt
Organism: Magnolia sinica
Lineage: Eukaryota; Viridiplantae; Streptophyta; Magnoliopsida; Magnoliales; Magnoliaceae
Product: receptor like protein 29
Exons: 1
Coding region: 474-1868 (464 amino acids)
Molecular function (GO): protein binding
Source: RefSeq, a predicted model, not a curated record
UUUAAAAUUUGUACUUCUUUUAUAAAUGUAGUAAAAAAAAAAUGCUGACCGUUGCACCACAGACCCAUGAAUAUCUUGUGAAUCAUUUUCUUCAAGAAAAGCAAAUUAAAUUGCAUUGAGAACGGAAUCUUUGCCCAUCCAAGAGGCUAGAUGCAGGAACUGAUAACAGCGGGGACAUUCCUGUCAUUUCCUACUCAUUUUCUCUUCCUCCUUUGGGUAAUUAUCAUCUACGAUCCUGCCCCUUGAAGACUCUCUUUACCUCCUUUUCACUCUUUCUGACCCUACCUAGUUUUCAAAAUCUCAUCAAUGCCCAUCCCAUCACUUCUAUCACAUCCCCCCCCUCUCUCUCUCUCUCUCUCACACACACACGAAAACCACCAACCCAAGAAGCUCAAAACAGCAAAAAGAGCACCCACGAAGCCUCCCCAACUCUUUCCAAAACCCCACCCCAUCCCCACCAGUCAAAGCUUCCAAUGCAGUCUCCUCAUCUCCCAUACCUACUCUCUCUCUGUCUCCUACUCCUACAACACAUCCCAUCACCCUCCACUUCCCUCUCUUCCACCCAUGAAAACAACCAGUCUCAAGAUCUCCAUUCCAUGGAUAUGGACAUCCACCCCCUUGAAAAGGACACCCUCUUCCACAUCAUGGAAACCAUGUCAUCUGACAGGAAAUGGAGACUCACCAAUCCAAAUCCAUGCAGCCCAGGCCCUUCAUGGCCUGGCAUUGAAUGCAAGCAAGGCAAUGACAACCACCUCCAUGUCUCAAGGCUGGAUUUUGGGACAUCACCCAACCCAACCUGCAAGAAAACAGCUACCUUCCCACCACAAAUCUUCAACCUCCCUUACCUCCAAUCUAUCUUCUUCUUUAACUGCUUCACCCACACCAAAACCAUCCUCUCAAUCCCACCCCACAAACCUAACUCUACUCUCACCCAGCUCAGCCUCAGAUCAAACCAGGCACUAUGGGGGCCCAUCCCACCCCAAAUCUCCACCCUACAAUCCCUACAAAUCCUUACCCUCUCACAAAACCGCCUUCAUGGGAAGAUACCUGAAGAAAUCUCUACACUCAUCUCUCUUUUGCACCUUGAUUUGAGCUACAAUUUCCUCACAGGAAGAAUCCCACCUCAGGUAGGAAACCUCAGGAACCUUGUAGGCCUUGAUUUCAGCUAUAAUUCUCUAACAGGCAGCAUCCCUGAAGGAAUUGGAGACAUGGGUCUUCUUCAGAAGCUUGAUUUGAGCUCAAAUUCGCUGACUGGUGGGGUUCCAGACAGCUUAGGGAAGCUCAGCUUCUUGGUGUUCAUGGCCCUGAGCAACAACAGGUUGAAGGGGAGAUUCCCUACAGGGCUGGAAAAGCUGCAGAACCUUCAGUAUUUCAUCAUGGAUGACAAUCCCAUGUUCACGCCAUUGCCUGCUGAGAUUGGGAGUUUGGUGAGAUUGCAGGAGCUGAGGCUUGCAAAUUCAGGGUAUUCUGGUGGAAUCCCAGCCAGCUUUUCCCAGCUUUUGAACCUCAGCACCCUGUCAUUGCAGAGCAACAGGCUGACUGGUGGGAUUCCUGAGGGGUUGAGCAGGCUAUCUCACAUAUACCAUUUGAAUCUGAGUAGGAAUCUACUCAGUGGUGUUGUGCCAUUUGAUGCUGGAUUCUUGAAGAGAUUGGGGAGAAAUAUGGAUUUGAGUGGGAAUCCAGGGCUGUGCUUGAAUGGGUCUGAAGGUUUUGAAGGUGUGAAAAUCGGCAUCGGUGUCUGCGGUAGUAACAGAACAGGGUCUGUAAUUCAUCCAUUGAAGAAGUCUGGAGCUCCACCUGGAGUCUGUAAUUUAUGCAAUUUGGUGGGGUUUUGGGGUGUUUGGGUGCUCUACAUGAGAUUUUUGUAGGUGGGUUUUUUGUUUUUUGUUUUUUUUCUAAUUUUCUGUUCUGUAGUUCCUUCUCUGACUGUGAUUCUUUUGUGGGUCUGUUUUGAAAGUAGCGAAAAUUGCAGAGAGAGAGAGAGAGAGAGAGAGAGAGAGAGAGAGGUCUAAAUUCCUGUAGCUUCUGUUGAGUGGGCUUCUCUUCUUUGAGAUUUGGAGGUUUUAGGGGUGAUUUUCACAGCUUUUGGGGGUUUGUUUUUCUCAGGGAUUUGAUUUUUAUUCAGAAGAAGAAAUAUAUAUAUAUGUAUUAGAAAUCGUGGUUGUAUAUUAAGAUAAGGAGGAUUUUAGCAGAAGUUGGUCUAUUGAGCUGAAAUCAGCCGCUACUAUUUGUAUAUUCCAUUUUCUUAGUUGAAGGUCA